AUGGUCAUCCUGCGCUCCAAGGAGCAGCAGAGUUUAGAGGUGAAGUAUAUGACCUUACACAACCUCGAUGAGGUGAUGGAGCUCUUUACACAUCAAGUGAAAGAGGGAGAAGAGGAGGAGGAUGAAGAGGAGGACGAGGAGUCAGAGGAGGAGGACUCAGAUCCUGCCAAGCUGGACGAUGAAAUCGCUGCGUCCGUCUUCAAAAACAGAGGCAGCUUUCUGGACAUGGACUCAAUCACCCAACUAACCUCUGACAACUUCCACACUGCAGUAGCACAAAAAAGCCUCACUGUGGUGCUGUUCUACCUCAAAUGGGAUGCUGUUUCAAUGGCUUUCCUCAGCUCUUUCAUUGAAGUUGCAGAGAGACUUGAGGACUCUGAGGUCGACAACGUGCAGAUGAGCACAGUCGACUGUGGAGAGUGGACUGACCUCUGUGCUGCUCAGUCAGGAAGAUCUCUCCCGGCCCAGUUCAAGCCAAUCACGGCCUUCCCCAGUGUCUGGGUUUUUCAGCCCCAGGAGUCAGCACGGCACUUCAGCGGCAUGCUGGGUAGCGAGGCCCUGCAUCGCUUCAUCAUGCUGAGCUGCUCAGCCUCUCCCGCACUACUGUCCACAGAGGAGGAAGUGACAUCAUUUCUACAGGGAGAGCCUCACCCUGAGUUAGCAGGGUACAAGCCUGACAGAGUACUGGGACUGUUUAAGUCACAAACACAUGCAGGUGCACCAGUGUUUACUGAAGCAGCAGAGUCACUGAGAGGAGAGGUGCUAACUGGACUGCUGACAGACGCACUGGCAGAGAAAUGGGCCGCAGACCACACUGUGGACCUUCCUGCAGUGUUGGCGUUUCCAUCCUGGAAGACACACACUCGUCCCUCCGCGCUGCCUGUGUCGUCCUCUGCCAAGGAGCUGCUCACACACAUCAACACUGCACUGCUCCAUCCAAUGCCUGAACUGACAGUGGAAAAUCUGCCGUCCUUCUUCUCUCUGGGCAAAGCCCUCCUGCUCCUUUUUGUGGGAGAGGAGGAGGAUGAGAUCGGGCGGAGGCAGAACCAGGCGCUGGUGGAGGAGAUGGGAAGAGUGGUGGAGCUGGGAGACGGGAGGAUGGAGCGGUAUCUCGCCUGCUGGAUUCACCUUGGCCGAACUCCGGCUGGCAUGUCGGUCCUGGGGUCAUACCUGGGCUCUAUGCCCCCCCUGCCUGCUCUGGUCCUCACCCAUUUACCCACUGGAGGGGAGAUCUAUCAGUACCCCCCCAACACCCCAGUAGUGGCCCCGUCUGUCCUGCAGUGGCUGCAGAGGAUCGAGGAUAAGACAGAGUCACCUGCAGGGAUGCUGGGUGAAGACAAUUGGCCUCCUGCUGUCAAGUUCUACGAGUUUCUAAAAAUCAUGGACACGCAGGAACCUGGCUCUUCCCGGCAGCAGGAGCCCAAAGAGGAGGAAGAGGAGAAAGAGGAUGAGGAGAAUAUGGAAGGCGAUUUGUCAUCGGAGGAGACAGAUUCCUCCUCCAGCUCUUCUGCUCCUGAUGCUACGACGAACACUCACUCUGAACUGUAACAAUUUUUUAAUAUAAAAUGAUUUUUCUAUAAUGCGUCUUUUAUCGUCAGAUUAUUGAAUGUAAUUUCUUGGAAUUCUAUUCUCAGAUUAGAAAAGAUUUAUCAGAAAACACAUUAAUGAAUGACAUGACUGUGAAGUUGUUAUGAUAUUUGUACAUUUCUGUGUCCUAAGUAUAUAUUUUUUAAUCAUUUUUAAUGUCACUCAACACAUCUAAAGUUACAGCUACAGCAGGACCCAAAUGCAAUAAAUGGAUGAAUUUAAAGGUUAGCAAACAAAAUCCAGAAAUCCAGGAACAGAAUAUCCAAAACCAAAAGUCAAGAAUUAAACUUUGCAAAAAAAGACUGAGCCGAAUAUCAACAUCUAAUCAUCAAAAAGUUGCACAUAGUUUUUCAAAGGUUCAUGAUGGAGGCAGAAUUGUGACAUGAAGAAAUUUUAUCAGGCGUGUUAACCGUUAACAGAAGUGUUCAGUUUCAUUUCCUGCAGUCGGGCUCCACCACAUCACUGUGGCUUUGUUUCCAAUUCACUGCGAAUCCUUUUGCUUUUAGGGGAUUGGCUGACUUUAAUUUUUUUUUUUUUAUUUGCUCAAACUCACAGGAAGUGAAAUGCUUUAUCUGCUAAAUUUAUUUUUAACUUUGUAUCUCAACUAAAGUCACUACUCAUCUUCUUUUUUUUUUUUACUGUUAAUAAACAUUGUGUGUAA
This is a messenger RNA of Paralichthys olivaceus (Japanese flounder), 2248 nucleotides long. Lineage: Eukaryota; Metazoa; Chordata; Actinopteri; Pleuronectiformes; Paralichthyidae. The record is from RefSeq and is a predicted model, not a curated record.